Molecule: messenger RNA, 1929 nt
Organism: Malus domestica (apple)
Lineage: Eukaryota; Viridiplantae; Streptophyta; Magnoliopsida; Rosales; Rosaceae
Product: ATP-dependent 6-phosphofructokinase 2
Biological process (GO): fructose 6-phosphate metabolic process; glycolytic process
Cellular component (GO): cytoplasm
Molecular function (GO): ATP binding; 6-phosphofructokinase activity
Source: RefSeq, a predicted model, not a curated record
GGAGAUGAUUCAUUCUUCAUUUGAGAUAUUUGCGGAAAACUUGAGGCUGUUUAAUUGUUUGUGAUAUAUUUGGUUAUAAUUAUAAACUAGCCUGGAAUUAGGUAAGACGAUGGCCGUGGCGCAGACAGACCCAGCAGCAGCAGCAGCAACGAGAAGACAUGAUGAUGAUGAUGAAGAUCGGGUGAUGAUAUACUUGCCCUUCUCUAAUCGUGUGAAGCUCCAGAAACUACCCCUCCUAACUGAUCAUCUCUCGCUCGGAUCAGAUUUAGACCUAGUUCAAAGUAACCUCAUCAACACCAACCCACUAGAACACAACCCCUUCUUCUCCCAGUCCGAUUGUUUCUACAUAGCCCCAUCUGAUGUCGUCCUCCGCCACAUCAUCUACGACUACAAACACCCUCAACCGAAAGCUGCAGCAGCAGGUGGAGGUGGCGGUGAAGAAGAAAAACAAGGCUACUCUAGUACUACUACUAGUGCCUUGGCAUACCACCGCGCCGGCCCACGACGCCAAAUCUUGUUCGAUGCGUCCAGGAUCAAGGCGGCUAUUGUGACCUGCGGUGGCCUCUGCCCGGGUCUCAACACCGUCGUCCGAGAGCUCGUUCUUGGCCUCUGGGAUCUCUACGGAGUCCGCCACAUUUUUGGCAUCAAGGCUGGCUACCGUGGCUUUUACUCUACGGAACCCCUCCCACUCAACCCCAAGCUUGUUCACAACUGGCACAAGAACGGUGGCACCCAUCUCCAGACCUCCAGAGGUGGUUUUGAUCUUCAAAAGAUUGUCGAUGCCAUCCAACAUCGCGGCUAUAAUCAGUUGUACAUCAUAGGUGGAGAUGGCACGAUGCGCGGGGCUGUUGAGAUAUAUCAUGAGAUAUGUCAGCGCAAACUGAAAAUUGCGGUGACUGGAAUUCCAAAAACUGUGGACAAUGAUGUAGGUAUCAUUGACAGGUCUUUUGGGUUCCAGACAGCGGUAGAAAUGGCGCAGCAGGCAAUCAGCGCAGCUCAUGUGGAGGCGGAAAGUGCAGUGAAUGGAAUAGGGUUGGUGAAGCUAAUGGGUCGAAGUACAGGGCAUAUUGCUCUACAUGCAACACUGAGCAGCCGUGACGUGGACUGCUGCCUAAUUCCUGAAACUCCAUUUUACCUGGAAGGAAAAGGAGGGCUAUUUGAGUUCCUUGAGCAGCGAUUGAGGGAGAAUGGACACGCAGUGUUAGUAGUGGCUGAGGGAGCUGGACAGGAUCAAAUGAUCGAGGCUAAUAACAAUGAUCAUCAUGCUGAUAAUAAUAAGGAUGAAUCAGGGAACCCAGUGUUCCUUGACGUUGGGCAGUGGUUGAAGUCGGAGCUAAACAAGUGGUGGAAGAGGGAGCACCCAAAUGAGCUCUUCACUGUCAAGUACAUAGAUCCGACAUACAUGAUACGCGCGGUUGCUGCAAAUUCAACAGAUAACUUGUACUGCACACUGGUAGCGCAUUCAGCAAUCCACGGAGUCAUGGCAGGGUAUACUGGAUUUGUGUCUGGCCCCAUCAACGGAAACUAUGCUUACAUUCCACUGGAAGAGGUUGCCAAGGCUAAAAAUGAAGUCGACACGAGAGACCACAAAUGGGCCUGGGUUAGAUCGGUCACCAACCAGCCUGAUUUUCAUAUAUACAGCAACGACGACAAGGCCUGACUAUUAAAAUCAACCAUGCAUGCACUACAAAACAGUAAUCAUAUUUACUUCUCUCUUCUGAGUCUUCUCUGUAUUGAUGAUUGAUCAGGCUUUAAUUUGAUCUCUACCUAGUUUGAUGUUUCCAAAUAAUUAACCUCCACUAGCUGCCACCUUCAGAAUAAAGGGUAAAUUCCUACCCGCAUUUUAAACUUUGUAAUAGUUAUGUAGUAGUCAUAUUGUAGGACAAUUCGGAGAUUUUAUUUACUGCUAUCAAUUUCAAUUUUUUUUAU